Paramuricea clavata is the source of this 4519-nucleotide messenger RNA. Lineage: Eukaryota; Metazoa; Cnidaria; Anthozoa; Malacalcyonacea; Plexauridae. The record is from the annotation of a GenBank genome assembly.
AUGCUUGGGGCUGCUGAAGCAGUCAGGAACAUACGUAGAGGCGCAUGGCACCGACAUGAUAUCGUUUCUUGUCACUGUCCAGAACUAUCCUACGUACAUGUUCAUUGUCCGUGUCAGGUGUGCAAUUCAAACGCUGUGUCUACUGCAACAGAAUAUCGACAUUGGAGCAGGGCAUGUGAAUGUAUGGAUACUGAUGUUGAGUAAGUUACCAGCAAGUUCAUAAGCAGAAACGGGGGGGGGGGGGGAGGGUGCCGAUGGACCGUGGUCUGGCCGGUUUCGCUGAAUUUCCUAGAUGGAUGUGGCCCAAAAUAAAAGUUAAUUUUUGGUAGUGUGACUGGGUUUUAGCUAAAUCUUCAAAAUUUGCAGUCACUUUCGUAGUGAGGUGAGUUAAUUACGCGAUUCUGUGUUAUUCUUGGGUGGGGGUUUAGACUUUAGAGGGUUUAAUAUUUAUUGUUAUAUAGUUAGUGUCAAACUUCAAUUUUUCUGUUUGCCGAUUGGUCAAAACCGUAUCACGUGCCGGCCCACAAAACGUCAUGUUAGGGAACCGGUCCACAAUGAAACAUUUAUUGACCGGUCAAUAAUAAAAUGGGUGCAAUACGCAUGCGUGUCAACCCCGAAGUUGCUGGAAACAUUUUUUUUCGCCAACAUUUUUGGGAAAAAUAUGGUACUGUGGUAAUUUUUGGCCCAAUGUAGUAAUUUUAUGCAGCCAGAUGUGGUAAUUGCCCCUGAAAAAAUCUGGUCCUCACUGAAGGGGUCCCACGUACUUUUCUUCUUGACCAAAUGUAAUUUCCAAAACCGAGGAAAAACUCGGGGGAAGAGCAAAUGAAUUGGUAAAUCUUCCAAUAAAUAGUCCUACAAUCUCCUAAAUUUCAGGAAGUAACUAGUGUGGGCACUGGAAGCCCGACUCGCUUAGGGCUCGUGUAUUGUACAUGUACAUGUAUCCCAGCUCAUAGCGUUGUAGAACAUUGUGAUAUCUCUUCAUAUGUUCUAAAAUUCUUGCUGAAAGCACGUGUACAAUUUGAUAAUAACUAAAAAAAACAUAUGGUUUCUUUAAUUACGAUUGAUUGCAAUCAUAUAAAUAUAACUGAUAGUUUGUAUUGAUCUUCCGUGGUAAUGCUGGUAUGAUCAUAAUCCAACAAUUCAAUAAUUAAGGCAUUGUGAAUUUAUAGCAAUAUCUUAUAAAAGUGCAAACUGUUAAUUAGAUUGUACACUCACACAUCAACACUGUUUAUUUUUAGUAGUGAAACAACCGAGUCUUCUGACGGUGAAUUAGGUGGAGGUCUGAAUGAUUUAGAUGUACAUCUAACUGUUGACAACAAUAUCGCACACACCACUUUUCAUGAGAAUAUGUCUUCUCUUGGGAGUACCAGUACUGAACCUAGUGAUGAUGAGUGUGAUCCAAUAGCAGACAGUGAUUGCACACUUGAGUCUCCUUUGACUAAUCCUGACGAAAGAGAAAUCGUUACUGCAAUUUUAGAAGCACUGAAUUUGGUGGACCAAAUGCAAGGCUCUCAUAAACAUUUUGUCGAUGUGUUGGAAUUCUCAGAAAAAUUGUAUUCAAGAAACAACGAUGGGGAACAACCAGUGAAAUAUAUGUGGCCCAAGAGUUGGAGGGAGACAGAGAUGAUUUUAAAAAAAUGUGGCUAUACAGUGGUCCAAAUGAAUAUUACAUAUGCUUGGACCAGUCUCACUAUUCAAAAUCUCACUAUUCAUGUUGAAUUCUGAAGACAGUUGCAAGUACUAUGGAAAAAGUGGAAACAUAAAGUAUUAUUAUCUUGGAUUGCCAGACAAAGUCAAAAGAUGGUGUUCAAAUGCUAAUAUGUGCAAGAAAAUGAUGGCACAUUGGGAAAACAAAGAACACUGGAUACGUGGCAUUGGAUCAAACUUUAUUUUGAAAGAAAUAUGCGACAGGUCUAGAUUUAAUGAGUUAUCCUGGUUCUGGAACCCUGACUGUUCCUGGAUGUUACCUCUCUGAUGUAAAUUUUGCAAUUCUGUGAUUGGUCCUAAAGAAAUAGAAGAAUCAGAACAAAAUGGAGAAUGCUACAAUGUCCAAUGUUCAGAAUGUGGUACUAAUCAUGAUUAUAUACCAUGCUUCACCAAUGGAAACCCACGUAACAUUGCACUCAUUGGGCACUGGGAUGGUUGGCAACCAUUUGGUUACCCAGGGUCUCAUAGUUUAGCAAGUGCAUGACUUUUGUUAUUUAAUCCAUUAAAUAAAUGUGUAAUAAGUUCAGUAUAAAUUUACAUUUUAACCCAUUAAGCCAUAAUGCUCCCAAAUGAGCCAAAUGCCAGACGAUUUUACUCGUCAAGAGAAAAGUCUUGUGCUUUAAUGGGUUAAUAUUUCUAUAAAUGCCAGAUGACUUUACUUGUCAAGUGGAAGAGUAGUGGGGCAUUAAUUUAUUAAUGGUUAGUAUCAUAAAGCACACAGAUGUUUACAAUUCAAAUUAAAUGAAUUUGCUAAUAUUCAAUUUUUUCAAAUUGGUGAUUUGUAAUUGACCCUUAUCACAUCAAAAUAACAUCAUUAAAAUAGUCACUGUGUGCUCUACAAUCUUGGAGAAAAAGUUUAUAAUUAUCAAUCAUUGCACUGUUUCUCCUUCUGUUUUCUACAGUUUCUAGUAGUUUUUUAUUUGGAAAAGUAAUGAUACAGCGUUAAAAAUUAACAUAUUGUCCAAGAUUGUUGUUCUGGCACGUUAUGUUGCGAGUGUGACGUGUCAAAUAGAAAUUGAGUUUGUUUUUUAUAUCACAGAACACUAGUGUAAUGACAAGUGGAGCGAAUUAAUAAAACUUCUUUUUAUUUCUAGGAGCCAUUGAAGUUACAAUAGCCAAUAUGUAUAAAGCUGAGAGGAGUAAAGUUGAAGAAGUGUAUGUGGUUGGUUUUGUACCCAGCUAUCUCCUUCUGAAAAAGUGCCCAUGUUUGCUUGACCCUUUCUUGGAUCUUCUAGUUACUGACGUCGAAGACAUAUUUAUUCAUGGUAUUAUAGUUAAACGCGAUUACAUGCUGCGUGAAUUGUUAACAUUAAAUUGUGCAUGUAUAAGUUGUAGCGUGUAUACAGUAACAGUACUGAUUAAAAAUAGCAACAAAUUAUUCAUAUUUUAAAGGGUUAGAAGUUGAUUACGUUGGCUCGAUUUCUGGCUUACGAAGUGGGAGAACUAAUAUCCGUUGUUUAAUACUACUCUGGACCGGAGAUUAUCCAGCACAGUGCAAAGUUGGAAAAUUUAUUAAUUGUGAAAUACAGCCAUGUAGAAGGGAUAAACUUCAAGGUAUUUGAUACCUGAUAUUUACAAUAAUUAAUUUGCAUGCAUGACCGUUAAUCUGUUUGUAACUGCAUUUAUUAAAUUUAUUUAUUAAAUAUAAACUUGUAUUCUUGGAUAUUUUCUCCAAAACUUUAAUAUUUACUUAUUAAUUUUAUAUACUUGUAUUUCUGUCUCUUUUUAUACAGGAACAAGUUUAAACGGCGGAAGCACUUAUUAUUAUGGAGAAAACAGACUUCACGCUAGAUUUCCCUGGGGAAAACGGAAUCUUAAUGACGAAGUGGAAGUGAUGUGCACCAUAGGUGAAGAAGAUCGUAGUUCUGUACGAGCUAAUCUUAGCAAACAUACAGCAUACACUGGAAUCAGCGUUUUACACCGACUUCACAAGAUCUACGAGUUUGAUGUCAUCCGAGAUACAGUAUUUGAUAUGAUGCACAACCUUCCUCUAAAUGUUGUGAGAAAACAUGUUAAGAGAGUGAUGGACGAAGGAAUAGUUGACAAAAAUGUGUUAGAAAGCAAACUUUCACUUAUGCCCUGAACUGCAGGUUAUAUUUUAGAAUUAAUACUGCAUGCUUAUAUGUAUAUAUAUAUAGGAAGCACCUUUACCCCAUGCUGCAAAGAUUGAUGUAGACAAGGUAAUCGUUGGUGUGACCAUACUCAGUUGGGUUUUGAUUUUAGCGUUUCUGCGUGUUAAACUGUCAAACUCAACAUUGUUUUGUUAACAAAAAUUAUACCAAGUGUUUUGCUACCAAUGGUUAAAAAUGCGUUAAACAUAAGUACUGUUUUACAGUUUUUGGCUUUGGUCAUAAUAGGUAUACCCUGGCUACAGCUACGCUAUAAAUUAUUUGGACAUCAUUCUAUUAUUUUCUCUUAGUCAUUGAAAUAAAAUUUUCUGUUUUAGAUGGCUGCCAAAACCAUAACUGAAGCCAAAAGGCUGGCCAAGAGUUUUGGAAAUUCGCUGAAUCAUGCGACCAGCUGCAAUGAAGGAAUCCUUGUCGGCGGACUGAAUUCCAAUGGAGUACUUCUAACAAAAGAAGAUCAACAACUUAUUCUUACUUGUAUGCAAGCAUCUGGCCACGUUGAAGAAGUAAAGAUAGCAUUUCAAUUCUGGAGUCUCUUCAAACCACUUCAAAGUGUUGAUGGUGUUCUUUAUAGAGUCGAUGAAGAUAUCAUUUAUAUAACAUCUAAUAAUGUGGAAGAAGUGGCACGAGUCGAAGCGUUUUAUCUGUCUUACUUAGUGGAAGUUACUGCACAUUGGCAAAGAUAA